UCUUGACAGUCGAGAGUAGCUCUCAGUUUGUCAGCCGGUUUCACACAAACAAGUCUCACCUUGAAAACAGGGAGGCAGGAACGGAUCCUUUGAGAAUGUCGAGCACGCUGGUUGUGUGUGAAGUGGAUGAGAGUCUGAAAGCUAAACUGAGAAAGUUUAGAUUUCGAAAAGAGACCAACAAUGCUGCCAUACUAAUGAAAAUAGACAAGGAGAAACAGAUGGUUAUCCUUGAAAAGGAAUAUGAGGACAUCUCACUGGAUGAGUUGAGAGAUGAACUCCCAGAGCGGCAACCCAGAUUCAUGGUCUACAGCUACAAAUAUGUCCAUGCUGAUGGAAGGGUGUCUUACCCUCUGUGUUUCAUAUUCUCCAGUCCAGUGGGAUGUAAGCCAGAGCAACAGAUGAUGUAUGCAGGCAGCAAGAAUCGACUGGUGCAAGCUGCAGAGCUCACAAAGGUCUUUGAAACCAGAAAUACUGAUGACUUGACAGAAGAAUGGCUGAGGAACCAGUUGGGAUUUUUUGGCUGAAUAUGCAGUCCUAUCAGUCCGUUUCUUUGUUCAUUGAUUGUAGUUUGCAAUUUAUGUGCUCACUAUUAAAUGAUUUACUCUGAAUGAAA
Messenger RNA from Pseudoliparis swirei, 613 nucleotides. RefSeq names its product glia maturation factor, gamma (gene gmfg). The record is from RefSeq and is a predicted model, not a curated record. The transcript has 7 exons. Gene Ontology annotation, cellular component: actin cortical patch. Lineage: Eukaryota; Metazoa; Chordata; Actinopteri; Perciformes; Liparidae. Bases 96 to 524 code for a protein of 142 amino acids. Gene Ontology annotation, biological process: actin filament debranching; negative regulation of Arp2/3 complex-mediated actin nucleation. Gene Ontology annotation, molecular function: Arp2/3 complex binding; actin binding.